Molecule: messenger RNA, 2062 nt
Organism: Globicephala melas (long-finned pilot whale)
Lineage: Eukaryota; Metazoa; Chordata; Mammalia; Artiodactyla; Delphinidae
Gene: MFNG
Product: MFNG O-fucosylpeptide 3-beta-N-acetylglucosaminyltransferase
Biological process (GO): pattern specification process; regulation of Notch signaling pathway
Cellular component (GO): Golgi membrane
Molecular function (GO): O-fucosylpeptide 3-beta-N-acetylglucosaminyltransferase activity
Source: RefSeq, a predicted model, not a curated record
GGGAGCAGGUGGAGGGCUGGCGGCAGCGGCAGCGGGGCUGCCAUGGCUCGGCCUCCGGGUCCAGAGCACCGACUGCCACCUCUCCCCUCCUGGCCUGCCCCCCAUGCCUGGCAGACCUUUGCCUUUGCCGGGGCUCCCGCCUGACCAGCCUCCCCUCCCCGUCUGGUUGGGAUUUGGGGGCUGAGCCGUCUGGGGUCCCAGGGCCAAUGCAGUGCCGGCUCCUCCGGGGCCUGGCUGGAGUCCUCCUCACCCUUCUGUGCAUGGGGCUCCUCUCCCUACGGUACUACUCAAGCCCAUCCCCGCAGGGCGUGCCGGAGACCCCCGGGCUGAGCCCGCCAAGCCCUCGGCCGCCGGAGCUGCAGCUGCACGAUGUCUUCAUCGCAGUCAAGACAACCCAGGCCUUCCACCGCUCCCGCCUGGAGCUGCUGCUCGACACGUGGGUCUCCAGGACCAGGGAACAGACGUUCAUCUUCACCGACAGCCUGGAUGAAGGCCUCCAGGAGAGACUGGGGUCCCACCUCGUGGUCACCAACUGCUCUGCGGAGCACAGCCACCCUGCUCUGUCCUGCAAGAUGGCUGCUGAGUUUGAUGCCUUCUUGGCCAGCGGACUGAGGUGGUUCUGUCAUGUGGAUGACGACAACUAUCUGAACCCGAGGGCGCUGCUGAAGCUGCUAAAAACCUUCCCGUGGACCCGCGACGUCUACAUCGGCCGGCCCAGCCUGAACCGGCCUAUCCACGCUUCUGAGCCGCAGCCGAACAACCGCACGAGGCUGGUACAGUUCUGGUUUGCCACCGGGGGCGCCGGCUUCUGCAUCAACCGCAAACUGGCUUUGAAGAUGGCCCCAUGGGCCAGUGGCCCCCGCUUCGUGGACACAUCUGCCCUCAUCCGGCUGCCUGACGACUGCACUGUGGGCUACAUCGUCGAGUGCAAGCUGGGCGGCCACCUGCAGCCCAGCCCUCUCUUCCACUCCCACCUGGAGACCCUGCAGCUGCUGGGGGCUGCCCAGCUCCCAAAGCAGGUCACCCUCAGCUAUGGCGUCUUUGAGGGGAAACUCAACGUCAUUAAGCUCCAUGGCCCCUUCUCCCCUGAGGAGGACUCCUCCAGGUUUCGCUCCCUCCAUUGUCUACUCUACCCGGAUACUCCCUGGUGCCCACAGCUGGUGGCCCGAUGAACCCUGAACCUCCGGGCAAAGGUUGAGCUGAAGCCUUUGGUUGCCCUUAGCCUCCCAGGCGGCCUUGAGGGCCCGUGGCAGUUCCUGUGUGGGCAGCAGUCCCUGGCAGGGCCUCUGUGGUGGGCAGGCCCAGAAUUGGAUGGUGGCUGGUGGUAAAGGCAUCCCAAGCCCCUGGGAGGUGGGCUGGACAGCCCAGGACCAGGUGCACCAUGGGAGGGCCAGAGAGGCCUCAGGGGCUAGACUUCAUGGGCCUUGGGUGGCUGAACUGAACAAGGGUAGGGGUCCUUGAGCUGCUCGAGCUCAGGAGUCCUAACUCUCCAGAGAAUUACAUGGGUCCCUUGGUGUGGUCAGAGCCCCCACCUCUGGUCCCUCAGUUACUCUCCCGGGGUCAAGCGCUGGGCCACCCACUCCUGGCUUCCUCGGCUGGAUCCCCAACCACCGAGGGGACGCAGGUGGAAGAAGGGCAGAAUCCAGGGUCUGCGGCAGAUCCUGUUAUUGCUGACCAGUCUCCGGUCCCUGCUCCCCACCCGAUUCUGUCUGGAGCAUCCGCAGGUCCAGACCCAGAUGAUGAAUCAGAAUGGGUCCUAGCCAAUCACGAUGAUCCUUUUGCUCACUUUCCCAGCUUCCCUUUCUGUUAGGAGCUACUAUAUGACUCAGCUCUGGCCAGAGCCAGAGCUCUGUCUGUUAGUGCAAAUAAAGCAAAGCCAAUAGAGAGGCUUCUGGGGAAGGUUUUGCAGCCCCAGACCCCAUCUUCCUGCUGUGAAUGUGGGUGCGAUGUCUGGGUCUAGGGCAGCCACUUUGCCACCAUGAAGGAAAGGCCAAGACAAUCAUCCACAGCUGUCCCUUCCAACAUCUGGUUGUGUAAGAAUAUUAAACCCUUAUUUGUUUAA